Molecule: messenger RNA, 1635 nt
Organism: Darwinula stevensoni
Lineage: Eukaryota; Metazoa; Arthropoda; Ostracoda; Podocopida; Darwinulidae
Source: the annotation of a GenBank genome assembly
AUGCCAGCUGUAAAUGCAGGAGAUAAGCUGUAUCUCACAGCAUCUAUCUUAGAUAAUAUCUUCACACUGGAAAAUACAGUGGUGGGUUCUUACGACCCGAAUGACAAAACUUGUCUCCAAGGUGAUCGAGUAAAACCCGACAUGGUCGGCGAGUACGUCGACUAUCUGAUCCGCUUCGAGAAUACAGGCAACUAUGCUGCAGAAAAUGUUGUAGUCAAAGACAUCAUUGAUACCAAAACAUUUGACGUCAGCACACUGAAAAUCACAGAUUCAAGUCAUGAAGUUUAUACGCGCAUCGAAGGCAAUAAAGUAGAGUUCAUCUUUGAGAAUAUCCAAUUACCCUUCGAAGAUGCCAAUAAUGAUGGGUACAUUGCCUUCAAGAUCAAGACAUUGCCCACGUUAGUCCUUGGCGAUUCACUCAAAAAUCUAGCAGACAUCUAUUUUGAUUAUAACUUCCCUAUACGUACCAAUGAAGCGCAGACGACCGUAGCUUUCCCAGUUUUUACCAAAGAUAUCACCACAGAAGUAAAUAUCUAUCCUAAUCCAGUUACUGAAAUCUUGUACCUAGAUAAAAAUGAUCAUUGGACCAAAGCAGAAAUCUAUGAUAUCGCUGGAAGGAUUAUGAGAUCAGCAUCCUUGGAAGGUGAUCGCGUCAAACCCGAUAUGGUGGGCGAGUACGUGGACUAUCUCAUCCGCUUUGAAAAUACUGGUAACUAUGCCGCUGAAAAUGUCGUAGUCAAAGAUAUCAUCGAUACCAAGACCUUCGACGUCAGUACCCUGAAAAUCACAGAUGCCAGCCACGAAGUUUAUACCCGUAUCGAAGACAAUAAAGUAGAGUUCAUCUUUGAGAAUAUCCAAUUACCAUUCGAUGAUGCCAAUAAUGAUGGUUACAUCGCCUUCAAGAUCAAGACCUUACCUACUCUAAUUAUUGAUUUUCCGGAUGCUAAUUUUAAGAAUGCAUUGGUGAAUAGUAAAUGCGCGGAUACUGAUGGAGAUAAUAUUUUUGAUGCUGAUGUAGAUUUUAAUGCUGAUGGGGAGAUAGAUGUAGAUGAAGCAUUAAGAGUUACUAAUAAAAUACCCGAAAAAGCAUUGGAAAUCAUUCUACAUGGUGGUGACAAUUCUUACGGUGUGGCUUACGGAAAUGUGGCCAAUGAUUAUCUCUACGACCUUGCAAAUGAAGGUGGAGAAUCCCAACGUACCAGACUUGCUAGUCAGAUAGGAAGUCAACUCACAGGCAUCACCUAUAUCAUGGAUGAGCCAAGCAUCGGAUUGCAUCAGCGUGACAACCAUAAACUCAUCAAAGCUCUCAGAGACUUGACGGAAAUAGGCAAUUCUGUGUUAGUUGUAGAGCAUGACAAGGAUAUCAUGUUGGCAUCAGAUUACAUCAUAGAUCUUGGUCCAGGCGCAGGCAUGCAUGGUGGGGAGAUCGUGACCAUGGAUAAACUGGUAGAAAAAGGAAAUACUGUCAUCAUCAUUGAACACAACAUGGAUGUCAUCAAGGUAUCAGAUUAUGUGGUAGAUUUAGGUCCUGAAGGUGGAAAAGCAGGCGGUAUUAUCCAAUUUGCAGGUACACCCGAAGCCAUGAUCAAAAAGAGUAAUGGCCACACAGCAGAAUAUCUUAAGAAGGAAAUGUAA